Molecule: messenger RNA, 1633 nt
Organism: Rhizophagus irregularis DAOM 181602=DAOM 197198
Lineage: Eukaryota; Fungi; Glomeromycota; Glomeromycetes; Glomerales; Glomeraceae
Source: RefSeq, a predicted model, not a curated record
GCAAUGAAAGAUUUAAAUUUUACUUUGGUAAUUGCUAAUGAAGAACGAAGAAAGAAUGACGAAAUAGCUUUAUCAGAAGAUCUUGCCGAAUUUGAAAAAUAUCUUAGUGCGAUUGAUAGUAAAGCUGACAAUAUUUAUGAAGAGGUAAAGUAUAUUAGGAAACAUCUUGACGAUAAAACAUUUCAUGGUGCAAAUAAGAUUGAUUCAAAAAGUCUAUUACUUCCUGCACGAGGGAAACCUGAUAAUAGACGUGGUAAAUUUCCUAAUUUUGUGGAGAAAAGAACUCUUAAUGGACAAGAAGUAGCAUGUAAAUUAACUUCAACGACUGACGAAGAAAUGGAAUCAAAUACAAGAGUGCAAGGACAUCUUGAAAUUUUAAUGAAAUUAUCGACAUGUAAUCAUAUUCUUAGAUUUUAUGGUGUCUCAAAAAUUGACGAAACUAAUGCCAUGGUUUUUGAAUGGGCUCAACGUGGAACAUUGAAAGAAUUAUAUGAAUUAAAGGAUAUUCAAUGGCAUUAUAAGGUUCAAAUUGCUCUUAAAAUUUGUCGCGGGCUUAUAUUUUUACAAAGUGCUGAAAUUUUACAUCAUGACCUGAGAUGUGAAAAUAUCUUGAUGACAGAAAGUUUAGAACCAAAAAUUUAUAACUUUAAGUUGGCACGUCAUACUUUCGACAAAACCACUACUUUAAAGGGAGAAAUUAACGACGCUGUACGUUGGUUAGCCCCUGAGAAAUUAAGCAACUAUAAGUCAAAAUAUACGACGCAAUGUGAAAUUUUUAGUUUUGGUGUUCUACUUUGGGAACUUGCUUUUGAAAAAAUUCCAUAUAGAAGUCUGGAAGUAGAUAAAAUUAGAGAUUUCGUGAUUAAAGGUGGUAGAGAAAGAAUUAAAUUUGGGAAUUCCACUUCUGAAAUUUCUAAACUUCAAGAAGCUUAUAAACAAAUUAUAGAUGACACUUGGAAGAAUAAUCCACAAGAACGUAUUUCCUUUUUGAAAGCAUUAGACAUGCUAGAAGAAUUAUAUAAUUCUAUCAAUCAUAUGUUCGAUGAAAAUUUACCAGCUUUACUUGAGGAUAAAUCCCUGGACUUAGAUGGAUCAAAAGCAAUUGAUGAUAUCGAUGAUGAUGAUGAAUUUGUAUUACCAGACGAUUUUACAGUUCCAGCAAUUCCAUUAGAUGAAGGUAUACAAGCUCAUAAGAAAGGUGAAUAUCAAAAAGCAUGGAAUUGUUUUGAAUAUCAUGCAAAAAAUGGUAAUACACUAGCAAAGUGUUGGAAAGGUCGUUAUUUAUGGGAUGGAUACCUUGACGGUAUUAAAGAACGUGAUGACGGUAGAAAAUUACUUAAAGAAGCUGCCGAUGAAGGACAUGCUGAUGCUCAGUUAUUUUAUGCUUUUACUUUAAAAAAGUCAAUGAAUGAAGGUAAAAAUAUAGACACGUUUAUUGAUUAUAUUACUAAAGCUGCCAAAGGAAAUAAUGAAGUUGCGCAAUAUAAUUUGGGUGAUAUAUAUAUGAAAAAGAAGGAAUUAGAUGGUUAAAAAUGGCUGCUUUACGUGAUAACACUAGGGCAAUUAAAUUACUAAAUGAAAAGGGAAUAAAAUAUAUUUAAUUUAUUAUUAACCGUGUUAUUAUUUUUUUUUU